AUGGACGCGUUUGGAGGUUCACCGGCCAGCCGGCUGAAUAAAGUCAUCGCGGAUAUGGGUGAAAAAUAUGAAAAAGAGCUCGCGUUACACGUCGAUUUAAUCGAGAUAAAUGAUGCGAAAAUUACUACAUUUGGCGAACAGUUUACAAAGGAACUAGCUGUACAUAGUAAUAUAUCCGCGGCGAACGAGAAAAAAAUCUCGACGCUUGGUGACGGGGCUCGAGUGAUUGAAAUGAAAAUAAUGCGAAUAGAAUCGACGCUCGUACCGACGGUCGAUAAAUAUUUUUCGGACACCAAUAAUAAAAUUGAAUCUUUAAUCGAGUCCAUAGAGAUUGUAAAUAAAAAUAACAAAGAUUUGAAAACUAACUUGGCUAACGCAUACUCCAGGAUAGUUAUACUCGAGGAUAGAAUCGAUGGAUAUCAGUAUUCAUCGAAGCUCAGUGCCGGCAAGACGUUUUAA
Molecule: messenger RNA, 459 nt
Organism: Macrosiphum euphorbiae (potato aphid)
Lineage: Eukaryota; Metazoa; Arthropoda; Insecta; Hemiptera; Aphididae
Source: the annotation of a GenBank genome assembly